Messenger RNA from Coccinella septempunctata (seven-spotted ladybird), 755 nucleotides. RefSeq names its product respirasome Complex Assembly Factor 1. The transcript has a single exon. Lineage: Eukaryota; Metazoa; Arthropoda; Insecta; Coleoptera; Coccinellidae. Gene Ontology annotation, biological process: mitochondrial respirasome assembly. The coding region runs from base 76 to 462 and encodes 128 amino acids. The record is from RefSeq and is a predicted model, not a curated record.
UUCACGGUUCACUAAUCAAGUUUAGAGGUUAUGAUUAAGCAAAAAAAUUAAAAUUUAUUGAGAAUAUUCAUAUGAAUGAAAAUUAUGAAUAUCAAAACUAAUAAUAUAGAAAAAGAAUUACCUUCAAUUUGGGUAAGAGCAUGUACUGCAAAUUCUGUGUGGCCCGAUAAGGAGGAAUUACUAGAUGUAAUUUAUUGGGCCAGGCAAGUCAUAGGACUCUUGUUAGGACUUUUAUGGGGAUUGAUUCCGUUGAAUGGGUUCAUUGGCCUAUCAUUAUUUGUGUUAUUGAACGCAGGCAUCGUUUACUAUUAUUUUUCAAAUUUUCAAAACGUGGACGAAGAAGAAUACGGUGGAGCAUGGGAAAUAUGUAAAGAAGGCUUCAUGACUUCGUUUGCUGGAUUUUUGGUAACAUGGAUAAUAAUAUAUUCUGGACUGCAUAGUGAAGUUGACCAAAACCUGUGAAAUUAAAUACUGAUUUUGUGUACCCUGUAAGAGAAAACCUUUAUGUUCUUUAACAUGGUUUAUAGAUAAUUUACAAAUUGCUCAAAACAUCCGUAGUCUUCAUAAAGAAAUGUAUUAGUUCACAUUUUCAAUUGAUUAAAUAUUCAAUUCCAAAUCAAAAUGAUCUCUAAUACAAAAUUUGUAUUAAAAAUAGAAAAAGCAAAAAACUUAUACAUUGUUUAUUAUUGGUAUAUGCAUACAUUUAUUCUCGAUCUUUAAAAAUGAAUAUUUAAUAUAAACAAACUUAACUAUAA